Chironomus riparius is the source of this 3686-nucleotide messenger RNA. Lineage: Eukaryota; Metazoa; Arthropoda; Insecta; Diptera; Chironomidae. The record is from the annotation of a GenBank genome assembly.
AAAAUUCUAACAAAGGAAGUUAUGAAUAAUCAGUAUUUUGCGAAUAAUAGACCGAACUCUAGACGAUGCUUUAAUAAUAACUUCAGUUCUAAUUAUAAUCGUCCGUCCAUUCCAAGAAAUUCCAUGAAUUUCACUGACAACUUUAAUGAUCUUUCGUCAAGUUUCCAUAAUUCAACUAUGCGAUCGGCAAGAGCACAAAGCUCUUCUAGCUUUUCAAGUCAUCUUAAUUCAUCCAGUGAUUUGCACACUGUAACAUGCGACAGAUCAUUUUCAUCACUUUUUGAUUCAUCAUCGAUUAAAGGAUCUCAAAAAAAGUACAGCAACAAUAGUGCUGAAAGCAAUAAGAGCUUUAAUAGCAGCUUCUCACACCAGGAACUGCCAGCAUUUUGUAAUGAUUCGUCUGUUGACGAUGACGAUGGAGUUUUCUUGCAAAUCAGUAAUUUGGAUCAGUACUACGAUGAAAAUAGCCUGAAAAACUAUCUCGUGAAUCAAUUGAAGCCAAUAACUCCAAUUCUAUCUUUAACAAUUGAAACACCGUCCAUUGCUAAAGUCAAAGUUCCAUCCAUUCAGUUUGCAAAACAAGUUGUAUCUCAUUUGCAUCGUAAGAAAAUGGGCCAUAAACGAAUUUUUGUAUCGUUUUUGAAAGACAAAACAUCAGCAGAGUGCUCAGCCUUACGUAACAAAGUCAUUGGAUUAUUAAUGGAUGUUCCGUCUCAUCAACUACCAAUGUCUAAAUUCCGAGAACUUUUUCAGUCUCGUUUCAAGUCAUCAAUCAGUAUUUUGGACCUUUAUCGCAUGCCUGAUGUCUGUACAAUUGCUGUAAACAGUCACGAUGAAAAAAUAAUUUCUCUUGAAUCAAAUGCUGCUACAAAAUGUGAGGAAGUUGAUAUGGUAUUGAAGACUGAUCAGCACAGUGCACCUUAUUGCAUUUUCCAUUAUAAGGCUGAUAAGAAUAAAGGAUGGGCUGAAAUUGAAAUUGAGCCAUUACCAAAUGUCUUUAUGACUGUUGACCAGGUCCAGUCAAUGAUUCAACCAUUAUUGCAAGUUCAUCAAGGAGACAUUCCAGUUGCUAGCUUAUUAUUUUGUCUUGAAGCAGAGCUUAAUGUUCAAGUACAGUCAAAUGAUCGCGGUGUUUCUUUAGAACAUCUUGUUUCUUGCGUACCAAAUGUUAAAAUCCGCAAUAAUGAUUAUGGAAUUAAGAUUUUGGCUUCUCGUGAUGAUAAUUCUUUUGACGACUCAUCAUUCUCGUCUAAGCAUUUCACAAAAACUAAUCUUAAUUCGUCGUGCGGCGAUUCUGCUGAUACUAUAUCCAAGGAAGUCAUUGAACUGAUUCGAAUGUGUCCAAAAUCAACAAUGCAGUUUUCAAAAUUCAUUCCUACAUACCAUAAUCAUUUUGGAAAGCAAUGUCGUGUUGCUGAUUAUGGAUGUACAAAAUUGAUUGAGAUGUUUGAAGCUAUGUCCUCCGUUGUUCAGGUCUUGGGAGAAGGUGAAUCACGACAAAUUACAUUAACUCAUCGUGUCCAAAUUCGUCGAUUCUCAACAGAUGUCUUUAAAAUCAUUCGUAAUCAGCCAUCAAAGUCAAUAUUCUCAUCAAACUUGCCACAAUUGUAUUUAGCAACUUAUAAUCGUGUUUUUGAUGUCACUGAUUAUGGUGUUUGUGAUAUUGAGGAUUUAUUGAAUGGUCUACGUAACAGUAACUUUAUUCUGGUCUCAAAGAUUCGCGAUGAAACUAAUGAAUACAUUUUGAGUCUCCAAAAACGUCGUCAAACAAAUGUCGAAAUGGAAAAGACUAGCAUUUUUGCUAGUGAAGUCGUUGAACUUCUUCGUAAUGCUCCACAAUUUUCAAUUCCAUUCCGCAAAUUUGUCCGUUCCUAUCAUUAUUAUUUCGGAUAUCAAUGCAAAUUGAGUGAUUAUGGAUUUAUGCGUCUAGCUGAAUUGUUGGAAGCACUGUCCGGUGUCGUUGAAAUGGACUUGACUAAUGAAGAGAAUCGAAAGAUAUUUUUAUCACGUAAAGUUGCAUUGCGAAUCUUUUCAGAACAGAUACAAGAAAUAAUCAAGACAAUGGCAGGCUUGUCAGGAACAAUGGUUAAGUUUGAUGAGUUAAUGGAAAUGCACAAGAGUAAAUUUGGAUAUCAAAUGCAAGGAUCAUCAUUGGGUUAUGAAUCUGUCAUUGAUGCAUUAAAAUUCGUUCCAUUUAUUGAACUUCACAGCUACGAAAAUGAAGUUUGGCUUGUCUCACAUUUGGAGAAUGAGAAAUUUAGGCAACGCGCAAUGCUUGUAUGCUUAGCAAUCAUUGAUAUUGGUUCAACAAUUCCAUUAUCUAAGUUCCAUGCUGUUUUUGGAGAUAAAUUUAAAUUCUCGAUUCCAGAAAAGCAAUUGCAUGCAAUGAAACAUGCCGUUCAAAUUGAAAUGGUUAAUGGAAUUAAAAUGAUCUCGAUUACGCCAAUGAUGAAGUUUAUAAUGCACGUUGUGAAUGUUGUCGAGCAGCAUAAGAGAAUGAAUAUUCAGGAAAUCAAGUCAAUGAUGAAGCUCAACUUGACAACAUGCUUUAAUUUCGGAUUUCCUAAUUUAUCAUCAUUAUUUCAAGCAUUUUCGGACAUCUUUAAGUUCUCGAAAGUGGGUUUAAAUCUUCAUGAUCGCAGCGAUAUCGAAUUAGUAUCUGAUUGUCCAUUAACUCAAAAUGGAUUGCAAAAAUUACUCAGCAUGAAUAUAAUUCAAAUUCCGGAUGAGAAGCCAGAAAUCUUUCGUCAUGUUCAAAAACCACUUCCAAUUGGCUUUAAUCGUAAUCAAAAAGGAGCUGCUUGUAAGGCUAAUGACAGCAGGUCACAGCAACAUAUCCAAUUAAAUCCAUAUUGUCGCAACUUUAAUAAUCAAAGUAAUAGCAAUAUUCAUGUCCAUUCAUACUCUAAUGACGUCACAAUGCCAACUGAAAUGCUGGGAAAUUUCGUACAACCUAAUUAUGAGGAACCGCAAGGAUAUUAUGAGCGGAAUUUAAAGUUCCAACAGCAACAACAACAGUCAAUGAAGCGUGACUUUUGGAAUAAUUCAACUGGAUAUUCUUCAAAUUCAUCUAAUUUUUCAGGCAAUGAUUCCAGCAUGCAACAAAAAUACUCGAUGCUAUCGCCUUACAUCCGCUUUGACGCUCCUGAAAGUCCAAAAUUAUCAAAACCUGCAACAAUCUGGUUCGAUCCAAUUUGGAAGAGCGACAGUGGAUUGUUUGAUGCUAAUCGUGGAACUAAUACAGGAAGUAGCGCAAGCAGCACAACUGAUUCGUUGAAGGCAUUUAAUGUUCAUGUAGUUUCACCAUUCAUGUCCUUCAAAACAAUGUUUACAUUCGAUAACGUCAGCGCAAGUGGAAGCAACGCCAACAAUGGUAAUCAGAACAUUAAAAUGUAACGAGUCAACGUGUGAUCACUGUGUGAUUAAUUAAUUAAUUAAUAUGAUUUUUAUGCCAGAAGAUGCAAAAAAAAGAAAAAAAAAACUAUUAUAUGUGUGAUAGCGCAAAAUUCUCACUUAAUUUACUAUUAGUACUUAAUUUAAUUAAGUUAUUUCAUUUUCGUUUUGUUAUUCAUAUUUUUACAAACAUUGAUAUACUCGUUUAUUAGUAAUUUAAUUAUUUGUAUCCGAUAGAAUGCAUAAUGCAUGUCUUUAAACCUAAUAAAAUAAUCAUAUUUUUAAGCUCAUCG